UUUUUUCCAGCCAUUAAAGCACCUGUCGGAGCUUCUUUUGUAUCGUUUCAUUUCUGCAGCUCUCUCUCUCUCUCUCUCUCUCUCUCUCUCUCUCUCUCCUAUUUAUAGAUUUGUAUUGUUUUUGCUUCCAUUAAAGCACCUUUCCUAGCUUUUCUUCUUACAUUUCAUCAGCUUUCCCUAAUAAAUUUCAUCGCCUUUUCUCCUUAAUUUCUGCAGAUUCUCUCUCUCUCUCUCUCUCUCUCUCUCUCUACCAAAACGAGUUUUCCUUUUUUUUUUUUUUUUUCCUGCUUGUAUUUGGUGAUGCCCAAUCGGCUUUUCAGCUUCUCUUUCUCUGCGAAUCAUAAACCCUAGUGAUUGAGAGAAUCAGAGCGGCUUUGAUUGGUUUCAGCUGCAAUGAGGUCAGAGACUCGGCUCGAGUCUGCUGUUUUUCAGCUCACUCCUACUCGAACGAGGUGUGAUUUGGUUAUCAUAGCAAAUGGCAAGACGGAGAAGAUUGCAUCUGGGUUGUUGGACCCUUUUCUUGGCCACUUGAAGACAGCCCAAGAUCAAAUUGCCAAGGGGGGUUAUUCAAUUACACUCAAACCGGAUCCUGGAAGAGAUGUGACAUGGUUUACAAAAGGAAAUGUGGAGAGGUUUGUCCGAUUUGUAAGCACGCCUGAGGUCCUAGAACGAGUGAAUACUAUAGAAUCCGAGAUCUUGCAGAUUGAUGAUGCACUUGCCAUUCAGAGCAAUGACAAUCUAGGAUUCAGCACUCAGGUAGAAGAUCAUCAGACGAAAUCCAUGGGAAGCACUGAAGGUAGCAAGCGCGUGCUUGAUGCGGAUGCAGAUAAAGCAAUUGUGCUUUUCAAGCCUGGGGCAUAUCCACCUGAAUCAAAUGGUUCCACCGCCCACGAGGAGAAUUCGAAAGUUCAGCUUUUGAAAGUCCUCGAGUCGCGCAAAACUGUGUUGCAGAAAGAACAGGGUAUGGCCUUUGCACGUGCUGUAGCUGCAGGCUUUGACAUGGAUCACAUGUCACAUUUAUUAUCAUUUGCUGAAUGCUUUGGGGCCUCACGUUUGAUGGAUGCAUGCUUAAGGUUUAUGGAAUUAUGGAAGAGAAAGCAUGAAACUGGUCAAUGGCUUGAAGUUGAGGCAGCUGAUGCAAUGUCUAGCCAAUCAGGUUUCUCCUCCAUGAAUCCUUCAGGGAUUGUGCUCACUGGCGAAGCCAGGAAGCAGAAUGAAUUGAGGGAAGCAUCUCCUGAAUCCGGUGGUAUGUUUGGAACUGAAAGCAAUGGAAAAACAAGCAAUAAUGUGGGUCCAGAUAUGAGUUCUCAGUUUUUGAGCUCGGAUCACAACAGAGGUAAGUUAGGUAUAGAUACAAGGCCUCCCAUGGAUUCCCAGGUGCCAUUAAGCCCCCAUGAAUAUUUUCAAGGCCAAUUUCCACAUCCUAUGUAUCCCCAGUGGCCUAUUCAUUCUCCACCAGGUGCGCCAAUUUUCCAUGCCUAUCCCGUGCAAGGCAUGCCUUACUAUCAGAACUAUCCAGGAAGUGGUCCAUUUUUCCAGACACCGUAUCCUCCAAUGGAUGAUCCCAGGUACAAUGGCACACAAAGGAAUGGACAGAAAAGGCAUUCCAUGGAUGGUAAGAAUAGCAAUGUUGAAUCAGAGGCUUGGGAAGUUGGUGUUUCAAAUGCAAGGUCACAGGAUGGCACAGAUCAAAGCAUAUCAGAGUUGGAGCCACAGAGAAAAGUUGGCCAAGCGGGCAAAAAACAUUCGGGGAUGGUUGUCAUUCGGAAUAUCAAUUAUAUCACUUCGAAGAGGCACAAUACAUCAGGAAGUGAAUCCAAUUCAGCUUCUGAACCUGAAACUGAUGAGGAAGCUGAUGACUCUGAUAGCACGGAAAAGAAACGUAAGAACUCUGCAAGAUCUUCAAAAGGUAAAGGAAGUCACACAAAGUCUAGUGAUACUUGCAGUUUGAAUGACAGGGUUUAUGGGCGGGACACAGAUACUGGGAAUUGGCAAGCAUUUCAGAAUUGUUUAUUGCGAGAUGGUGAAGAGAAUACAACAAUUACUGAUAGAAGCAUGUUUUCUGCCGAGAAAGAGACCCGCACAAAAAGACGACAGAGUACAGCUGGGGCAGAUCCAAUUCUUACUCGACGAGAUUCAGCAGAUCUCCCAGAUCAGAGGAUGACCGAAUUUGAUACAUAUAGUGGCAGGACUGCUCGAAUAUAUAAGGAGAGGGCAUCAAAUGAUGAAUCCGCGAUUUCUCAUGAAGGGUUUCAUUCAAAUGGAGGAAGAGGAUUGGGAAAUAGCCAGCUAAAUGGACAGUUUGCCGAAAUAGGUGGAGGGAGAGGGUAUAGAAGGGUGACUAACGAUGAUUUCAUGAUAUAUGGACGAGGUAGCCAAUCUGGCACUACGAAUUCCCUGUCAGAUCCACUUGCUGGAAAUGAUUUUGGGCAUGCUGAUAAUUUGGAUAAGAGCUCCUCUCAUAAUAUAACAGAUGAAUCCUUUAUAGUUCCUUUUAGGUCAAGCUCUCAGGAUCACAUUGGAACAGGCAGCAGAACUGCUAUUGACAUGGAUUCGGAGUUCCCAUCAGCUCUUCAGAGAACAGAAGAUUCUUCCAAUAAGAUUAGAAGCCAAGUCAACUAUGAACCAGAUGAUUUGAGCCAGAUGCCAGAGCGUGGAACAGAGAGGGAAUCUGUUGGUUAUGAUCCAGCUGUGGACUAUGAAAUGCAGGCUCAUGCUGGAAACACUGUUGUGCUAGAGAGUGAAAACCAAGAUGUUGUGACUGGUGUUAAGGAAGGAUCAAAGAAAUUGGGCAAGGAAAAGAAGUUAAGAUCGCAAGAUGCUUUAGAGAAAAGAAAGAUGGAUUCAGCAAUAAGGAAGGGGAAGCCAUCAAAGUUGAAUUCUCUGGCAGAAGCACAAGUACGCGCUGAGAAGCUUCGGGCCUUCAAAGCUGAUCUUCAGAAAAUGAAGAAAGAGAAGGAAGAGGAAGAGAUGAAACGAUUGGAAGCUUUAAAGAGAGAGCGUCAAAAGAGAAUUGCUGCAAGAGGCGGCAGUUCUAGCCCCGCUCAGUCACCUUUGUCCUCUCAGCAAACCAGAUCCCGGCUGCCAACAAAGCUUUCCCCAGGCUUGCAUAAAGGGUCAAAAUUUAGUGAUUCAGAGCCGGGAUCAUCGUCACCUAUACAAAAGUUGCCUAUCAGAACAGUUUCUGUGGGAUCGAAUGAUUCUCAGAAAACCACUAAACCAAGCAGACUAAAUGGUCGACACUUAGUUGGGAAUGGAUUAAGCCGCUCAGUCUCGUCAUUACCUGAACUGAAGAAGGAGAAUAAUGGCCCUACACUAAAAAGCCCCGAACCAAAGGCAGCCCCAAUUCGGACUAGAAGACUCUCGGAACCAAAAGGCAUCAGCAGCGGUCAUGCUUCUUCACUUAAGUCUGGAAGCAGUGAUCCAGUACCAAAGAAAAAAUUAUCUGAUGAGCCUGAAAGCAAGAAGAUCUCUGCAAUAAUGAACCUUGACAGAACCAAGUCUGCGACGCUCCCUGAGCUGAAGAUUAGAACAUCAAGAGGCAAUUCAGAUAUGAUCCAGAACAAGUCAGCAAGAAAGGAGAUAAUGCAGAAAGAGAGUGGAUGCAAAUCUUCUCCAGCUUCUGAAAGUAUCAAAGUUAAAAAGAGUAAUGAGAAGACUUCGCAUCAUAGUAGCCAUGUGGAUGACAACCAAGUUGUUGAGAAGACUGUUGUGAUGCUCGAACAUGACACAAACCCUGUUCCCAUUGUGCAAACAUCCAAGGAAAAGUUAGAGAUGGGAAAAGGCUCAUUUGAUGAAGACACAGGAGAGAAGACUCGGGCAGUUGCAGAAUAUGGAUCUGAUUGUGUGGCAGCUUCACCUGUUAUCAUUGGUGAACCUGAUCAAGAUCCUAGUGAAUGCCGGCUCGAUGAGAAGUCUAUUUCUCAUAAGGUGCACUUCGUGACAGUAGAUUCUGCAAGGGAUGAAUUGCCAAAGUCCUCUGGCUUCAUUGCUGCUGAAAAACCAUAUCAGGCCCCUUACGCUCGAGCAUCAUCAUUGGAAGACCCAUGUACUAGGAAUUUACAAUACAGUAAAGCACCGCCAAUAAGCUCCGAAAUGGCAACAAGCACGGAGAAUGUCAAGGCACAUAUCCCCAAUUUUACAGGCACAAAGUCCCUAGAACAAAUUCCUGAAACUGUGGAUAAGCCUCGGGACAAGGAAGCCUCAAAAGGGUUCAGACGGCUGUUGAAGUUCGGAAGAAAAAACCACACUUCAGCAGCAGGAGAUCAUAGCUUGGAUUCAAAUAAGUCAAACAUUGACAGCCCAGCUGUUGAUGACCACACUGCAACCACUGCUUCCAGUGAAGUUCAUACACUGAAGAAUCUCAUCUCUCAAGAUGAUAGCCCCACAGGUGGAACUCCACACAAGGUUUCCCGUCCAUUCUCCUUGCUGUCACCCUUCCGGAGCAAGACCAGUGAGAAGAAGAUAGCAACAUGACGAGUCGACCAUAAUUUUAGUACAGGAAAAAAAAUGUAAGUUUCUUUCAAUAUUUGCUUAUCUGCGUUUGGUGAGCACUGAAAUGCUAAUGCGAUUCUAUUGAUAUGCUUAUCGUAUAAUCAAAAGUGUUGUCCUUUAUCAUAUUGCUGUAGAAACCACAUUCUUCAGAUUCAUUUCGUAAUGUUCAUAUCCUGAAUUGGUCUGCA
Molecule: messenger RNA, 4682 nt
Organism: Magnolia sinica
Lineage: Eukaryota; Viridiplantae; Streptophyta; Magnoliopsida; Magnoliales; Magnoliaceae
Product: COP1-interacting protein 7
Exons: 13
Coding region: 394-4476 (1360 amino acids)
Source: RefSeq, a predicted model, not a curated record